Cajanus cajan (pigeon pea) is the source of this 1615-nucleotide messenger RNA. Its product is annotated as putative pectinesterase 53. Gene Ontology annotation, molecular function: pectinesterase activity. NCBI's taxonomy places the organism in Eukaryota, Viridiplantae, Streptophyta, Magnoliopsida, Fabales, Fabaceae. Gene Ontology annotation, biological process: pectin catabolic process; cell wall modification. The record is from RefSeq and is a predicted model, not a curated record.
CUUAUAGUAGUGCCCGGUCUUGAAAUUUUGGUAAUACUAGCUAGCAUUGCCAAUUGCAAUUGCCAUGGUUCCCAAAUUCCAUUUCCAAGUCAUAAUUAUAUUUCUUCUUUCAUCAUGGUUAUGCAUUACUUCUAGCUUGGAUACACAGAUAGGGGCCGAUUUUGACAAAUGGGUAUCUUGGAACGUGAAGAAUUAUUAUUAUGAGAAAAAGAGCACUUUGGAAGCCAAACGGAACUUGGUUGCAGCUGGUCCAGAUUUGAAGCUUAGGCAGGCUGAGAGUAACAGAAUUAGGAUAAGAGUUAGCCAAGAUGGUGCUGGUGACUUCAAGACCAUUACAGAAGCUCUUAAUAGCGUUCCACUACGCAACACUAGGAGAGUUAUAGUGUCCAUCGCACCCGGUGUUUAUAGGGAGAAGAUCAUGAUCCCCAGAACAUUGGCUUUUAUCACGUUGUUAGGGGAUGGUGGGGAUCCACCAACCAUUACUGGAAAUGAUACAGCGUCCUUCAACGGAAGAGAUGGAACUCCGUUAGGAACAUUCCAGAGUGCAACUGUUGCUGUGGAUGCUUCCUAUUUUGUGGCCAUCAACAUCAAAUUCGAGAACAGUGCUCCGCAUGUGAUUGGAAGGAGGGGGGAACAAGGCGUGGCGCUUCGCAUCUCAGGAACGAAAGCUGCAUUUUACAAUUGCACUUUCUAUGGGGAUCAAGACACUCUGUAUGAUCACAAAGGACUUCAUUACUUCAACAACUGCUCUAUUCAAGGUUCUGUUGAUUUCAUCUUCGGUUCCGGAAGGUCCCUUUACCAGAAUUGCUAUCUAAAUUCCACAACCAAAAAAGUGGCUUCGAUCACCGCUCAAAAGCGAACAAAUUCGUCAUUGGAGAGUGGAUUCUCGUUCAAAAAUUGCACAAUAACAGGUAGUGGGCAAGUUUAUCUUGGAAGAGCAUGGGGAGAUUAUUCCAGAGUUGUAUUCUCUUACACCUACAUGGACAAGAUAGUUCUACCCAAAGGAUGGAGUGAUUGGGGUGACCAAAAUCGUGACUCAAGAGUAUAUUAUGGAGAAUACAAGUGUAGUGGGCCAGGAGCUAACUCGCCUGGAAGAGUGCCAUGGGCCCGAGUGCUAACGGACGAAGAGGCCGAGCCUUUUAUUGGGACUCAAUUCAUUGAAGGGGACACUUGGCUCAUUAGCCCAUAAGCCCACAAGGGUGCAUUGCUCUAAUUAAUAAAUAAUUGAAAAUUGUGUUCUAAAUUUAAUAUGUACUUAUAAAUGUCAGAUAAUUUACAAAUAAUUGUUUCCAUUGCUCUAACUACUACUUGAAAAUAAGAGCACUAAAUACAUCAUUAAUCAUACAUGCAUGCAUGUAUGUCACUUGUCACUUGUCACUCCACCACCAAGUCUUGUUGCAUACAUGUGUUGCUUAAAUGGGAAAACAAAUGAAACACUAUAUAUUACUUAACACUGUUAUGAUGGAAAAAGGGCUGACGCGAGCACAAUGAAUGAACACCAUGCGUGCCAAAUGUUAAACCAACUUUAGAACUAUCAGAGUACGGAAAAAACAUCAAAUUUAUCUUCAAGAUUGAGAGACAUGGAUUAACAACAUGAUGUGCAAGAAUAUUAAUA